CUUUGGUUGGUACUUAUUUUGGAUAAGCUUGUGAUUUUUUUUUUUUUUUUUCGCUUUCUUUUUUACUUUUUGUAUUCCAAAUUUUUAUAUCAUUUCAGUCAUGUUCUCUCGUAUCCAUAUUACCACCCGUACCCUUACUAAACCUCUUCAAACUCGUACUAUGGCUUCCAAAGCCAAUUCUUUUGUCAAGUACAACUGGCAAGAUCCUUUGAACCUUGAAAGUCAAUUGACUGAAGAAGAAAUUCUCGUCAGAGAUGCUGCCCGAGAUUAUUGUCAAGAAAAACUUCAACCUAGAGUGACUGAUGCGUACCUUAAUGAAAAGUUUGAUAAGGAUAUUAUGCAAGAAAUGGGUGAACGUGGAUUUUUAGGUUCCACUAUUGAUGGUUAUGGCUGUGCUGGUGUAUCUUACGUAUCUUAUGGUUUGACUGCUCGUGAAGUGGAACAUGUUGAUUCUGGUUAUCGAUCCGCUAUGUCUGUUCAAUCUUCUCUUGUGAUGCAUCCUAUCAAUGCUUACGGAUCUGAAGCUCAAAAAGAAAAGUACCUUCCUGAACUUGCUAAGGGUACCAAGAUUGGUUGUUUCGGUUUGACGGAACCUAAUCAUGGCUCUGAUCCUGCCAGCAUGGAAACCACAGCCAAGAAAGUCAAUGGACAUUAUGUGAUCAAUGGUAGCAAAACAUGGAUCACCAACUCUCCUAUUGCUGAUGUGAUGAUUGUUUGGGCCAAGAAUUUGGAAGAAGAUGGCGCUAUUCGAGGUUUUAUUCUUGAACGUGGAAUGCCUGGUCUUGAAACUCCUACAAUCCAUGGUAAAUUGGCUCUUCGUGCAUCCAUUACUGGUAUGAUGAUGUUUGAUAAUGUGGAAGUUCCUGAAGAAAAUAUGUUACCCAAUGUCAAAGGUCUCAAAGGUCCUUUUGGUUGUUUGAACAAUGCUCGUUAUGGUAUUGCCUGGGGUGCUCUUGGUGCUGCUGAAGCUUGUUUGGCUCAAGCUCGUGAAUAUACUUUGGAACGCAAACAAUUUGGUCGUCCUCUUGCUGCUAAUCAAUUGAUGCAAAAGAAAUUGGCUGAUUUCGAUACAGAAAUUGCCAUUGGUCUUCAAGCUUGUCUUCAAGUGGGCCGUUUAAAGGAUCAAAACAAGAUUGCUCCUGAGAUGAUUUCUCUGAUCAAACGUAAUUCAACCAUCAAGGCUCUUGAAAUUGCCCGUGAAGCUCGUGAUAUGCUUGGUGGCAACGGUGUUUCUGCUGAAUACAACAUCAUCCGUCAUUCCAAUAACUUGGAAGCCGUCGUUACUUAUGAAGGAACAAAGGACAUGCAUGCUCUUAUUUUAGGUCGCGCCAUCACUGGUAUUCCUGCAUUCAAAUAGAUUAGGCUUUAAUAGUGUAGUUUGAUAUUUUAUUUGUAUUUUUGGUUUUACUAUUAUAAUAAAAAAAAAAAGUUCCUUUUUUUUAUAUAUUAUUAUAUAUGUUAUUUGACUAUGAUGAGAAUGUUGUUGUUGAUAGUUUUUGAUGAACCUGAC
Halteromyces radiatus is the source of this 1510-nucleotide messenger RNA. Its product is annotated as glutaryl-CoA dehydrogenase. The record is from RefSeq and is a predicted model, not a curated record. The transcript is spliced from 6 exons. Bases 101 to 1357 code for a protein of 418 amino acids. Gene Ontology annotation, cellular component: mitochondrial inner membrane. Gene Ontology annotation, biological process: fatty-acyl-CoA biosynthetic process; fatty acid beta-oxidation using acyl-CoA dehydrogenase. NCBI's taxonomy places the organism in Eukaryota, Fungi, Mucoromycota, Mucoromycetes, Mucorales, Cunninghamellaceae. Gene Ontology annotation, molecular function: glutaryl-CoA dehydrogenase activity; flavin adenine dinucleotide binding; fatty-acyl-CoA binding.